Bactrocera oleae (olive fruit fly) is the source of this 838-nucleotide messenger RNA. RefSeq names its product endocuticle structural glycoprotein SgAbd-5. Gene Ontology annotation, cellular component: chitin-based extracellular matrix. Lineage: Eukaryota; Metazoa; Arthropoda; Insecta; Diptera; Tephritidae. The record is from RefSeq and is a predicted model, not a curated record. Gene Ontology annotation, molecular function: structural constituent of chitin-based larval cuticle.
GGUUGCGCAGUUUUCGACUUUGAACAGUCCCGAAAAAACGUUUGCACCGAUUUCGAGUACUGGUAGACAGGUCGACAGACCGGCCGAAAAUACAAGAGCAAAAGUUAAGGCGAGACGACGUGACGAACCAACAGUUGAGCAGCCGACUAGUAGCAAGGCAAAAGACAAAAGACUUAAGCGACAAACUUCAUUUAAAAGUCAUAAAUCAAAGCUAGAGCCCAACUAACGCUAGUCGUGUACUAUUAUCAGGCGCGCGUUUACCGUAAAAUGAUGCGUUUUUAUAUGCUGUUGGCGCUGCUGUGCACUGGCUCAUGCGUAAUUAACGCCAGCCCUGUGCCAGAUUCUACACCCGCCACAACAACAACUCAUAGUGAUGACGAUGUGCAGAUUGUUAAAUAUUCCAAUGAUAAUAUCGGCGCCAAUGGCUAUAAUUUUGCCUUCGAGACCAGCGAUGGGGUGUCACGCAAAGAAAUGGCUACCGUGAAACAUGCCGGGGCCAUAUCGGUCGAAGGCACAGUCAGCUGGACAGGGCCGGAUGGUGUACAAUAUACACUUAAUUAUGUUGCUGAUGAGCAUGGCUUCCAGCCACAGGGCACACAUCUGCCCGUGGGCCCAGAGCCAGCGUCUUAAGUGUUAAUUUGUUUGGUUUAUGACCUCUAUAACUAGAUUCGGCAGCAGAAUAUGGUUGUAUUUAGUUGUACGUGUAUUGUGAUGUUAAAUUUUAGUUCAAUUGUAAAUAUUUUCUAAGCAAAUGAAGCAAUUUACGAGUAUUGCAUGAAUUAUGUGAAUAGUCUAGUCGUUGAUGUUACUGUUAAUAAAUAACGCUGCAUGGAAAUAA